Molecule: messenger RNA, 765 nt
Organism: Dentiscutata erythropus
Lineage: Eukaryota; Fungi; Glomeromycota; Glomeromycetes; Diversisporales; Gigasporaceae
Source: the annotation of a GenBank genome assembly
AUGUCUCAUCUCAAUGAAAAUGGUUCAAAUCGAACUGAUAAUGAGAAUCCUCAAAUUGAGGAAUUAACCUCGAAUAAACUAUUAACGUUUUUACAAACUUUAUUAAUCAUAAUUUUCGAUAUCGGUUUACCACUUAUUUUUUAUUAUACUCUUUCAACACAUAUAUGGAUUAUCUGGGCAUUAGUUAUAUCAAUUGUCCCACCAAUUAUUUCAAUAAUCUUUAAUUUUAUUUUUCGCAAGCAAUUUGAUGUUUUAGGAAUGCUUAGUAUAAUCGCACUGAUUUCUGCAAUUAUAUUGUUUUCAUUUCAAAAUGUUCCAAAAUUUUAUUCAUUAGGAGUGUCAUUCGUAUUUGGUGUAGUCAGCUUGGUACUUGUUAUUUCUAUAAUUCCGAUCAAGGUUGGAUCCUUUGAGAUGCGGCCCGUUUUAUUUUAUUGUAGUAAAUUGUUAGGUAUAAGUAGAUAUAAUAGUAUAGGUAGAUAUAGAGGUUUAACGAUGAUGAAAGGUGAAUCUAUUUCUGAGUGUUAUGAAAGAUAUUGGAAAAGCUCUGCAUCGUUUCGACGAUACCAUGUUAUCGUAACGGCAGGUUAUGGAUUUGUAUUCCUUCUUGAAUUGCUAAUCCAUAUUAUCAUUGUUUGCAACAAUGGUGUUGAUGAUAACGAUAGGAUAUUUUUUUACUCGUUUCCUAUUUUAGGUGUAUUUAUUGGCUUUUAUUCUUGUUGGGCACUAAGAAAAGGUUUUGAAGAAGAUAAUCCAAAUCAUGCUUAA